AAUUAAAUUCCUGGGAAAAUUCUCCCACCCUAACCUGGUCAAGUUGUUAGGUUAUUGUUGGGAGGAAAACCAAUUCCUUCUUGUGUACGAGUACAUGCAGAAGGGAAGCUUGGAAAACCAUCUGUUCAGAAAAGGUGCAGAGCCCCUUCCAUGGGAGACAAGGCUUAAAAUAGUCACUGGAGCAGCUGAGGGGCUUGCUUUCUUGCACACGCAUGAGAAGAGUGUGAUAUACAGAGACUUCAAGGCUGCUAACAUUUUGCUGGAUGGGGCAUACCAUGCAAAACUUUCCGAUUUUGGGCUGGCAAAACAGGGUCCCAUCAAUGGCCAGUCGCAUAUCAGUACCCGGCCCAUGGGAACUCAUGGCUAUGCAGCUCCAGAGUACAUUGCCACAG
This is a messenger RNA of Rubroshorea leprosula, 392 nucleotides long. The record is from the annotation of a GenBank genome assembly. Lineage: Eukaryota; Viridiplantae; Streptophyta; Magnoliopsida; Malvales; Dipterocarpaceae.